UUUUUGUUUGUACGCGUAGCGCCACUCUCCCUCUCACGAGAUACCGACGGCGCGCUUGGUUUGUUGUAUCGAAGAGAUCGUGCGGAGGGUGGUGUGUGUGUGCGUGUGUUGAGUGAGAUGGGAAGGGAAGGGACGGCAUUGUUUUCCGCGGCAAAAGCUUAUGCUGUGUGCAUCUAACAGCUAGGCGGGAGCGCGGGAAGCGCAGCCCCAGGGGCAGGGUAGCAGCGGUACAGGCUGGGUGUGGAUUCAGACUGACGCUAUCAAACGGCAUUCCAAUGUGCGGCUCGCAUUACACGUUCUCCCCCCUGUCCCUUUCCCUCCACCAAUGACACUAGUGUGGUGCGUGUAUUAUCAGCAGGAUAGCAGGUCCGUCGGCGGAAAGUGAUUCUGCUUGCUGCUAGCAAACCAUAUCGCAGAUCUAAUCUAUAGUAUGCUAUGAAAUACAACCGUUGAAGGUAGUUUAUGGUGUUUGAUUGGUGUCCCAUGUUGGUGAACAUUUCCCAAUCUACAUAACAUUAAAAAAAGAGCGCAAACGAGAGGGUUUGAAACAUGGAUAGCCGUAGCCGUGGUAAACGGCUGUCGACUGUGGUAACAGCGGCAGCAAGCAGCAGUACCGCCGCUGCCAAGGAAACCGCCCCUGCCGCGAGCAACGUGGAGAAGAAGAAGCCGGGCCGCAAAUCCCUGGCCGUUACGGCUGCAGCGCGUAAACGGUCCGCAUCGCCCCCGAAACGGAAACCAUCGCCCGCUCGGAGAGCUUCGCCGGCCCGCCGCGCUUCACCCGCCCGAAAGGCUUCCCCCGCCCGCAAAGCCUCGCCGGCGCGUAGAGCUUCGCCGGGCAGAAAACCGAAGGCAGCAACCGGCACCACCGCUACCGCCGCGUCCACCACGGUGACGAAGGCCGCCGAGCCGGUCAAGGUGAGCCCGGAGGAGCCGAGACGCUCGCAGCGCAUCCGCGCGUCGGAGGAAAAGGUUGACACGGUGCUGCAAUCGCUGAAAAAAUCACCGGUCGACAAGCGCCUGUCGGUGAUAAUGGACGAUGCGGAGGUGAGCGGUAUCAUGAGCGGCCGAACCACUACGCCGAGCAAAAGCAUGACGCCGAACGUUAGCCGCCGGUCGAACGCGAUCACACCGACCACCACGACGGAGCGCAGCCGGGCGACGGUGUCCCGUUCGAUGAGCGUGCUGCAGGAUUACUCCGACCACGAGGACGAUGGCGACUUUAAGAGCUUCCGCCGGACGCACGACAAUGGCGUGGGCGACCGGUCCCACUCCCAGCGCGGCGUUACGAAACCCAUGUGGCAGCAGCAGCUGGUCGAGUUUGGGGGAGCGUUCGGUGCGACCGCCCUGCUGCUAGCCCUCCCGCUGUUCAUGUUCGUGACGAACCACUUUUGCUCCGGCGCCGCCCACCGGAACUGUCAGUUUGUGGUGCCGAAAAGUUGGGCCGAGUUCGGCACGCUCUCGACGUACAUGAACAAGGAAAUUGGCACGUUCUAUGCGGUGUUUGUGGCCGGCGUGGCCCUGCUGACCGGCCUGCCGAUCGGCAAGCAGGUGUCGCUGAUGGACGAGUCAAAUCAAAAGCGCUCGCACGUCUUCAACGGGCUGACGGUCGCGCUCGGUACCGGGCUGGCGGUGUUUGUCGCGGAGUACUGCUACAAAUAUCCGCUGCUGUCCGUCGUCAGUCGCGGCUACAAUCAGCUGCUGGUGCUGAGCAUACUCACCGCGCUGGCAGUGGCGCUGCUCGCCUUCGUGAAAUCCCGCGCCGUGCCAGUGGUGGAGAGAAAUCCAUACGCAAGAACUGGCAACUUUUUGAUCGAUUUCUUCGCCGGCCGCGAGCUGGAUCCGACCGUGCUACACGUGUUUAAUCUGAAGCUCGUCACGUACCACGUGUCGAUGGUGCUGGCGCUGCUGUUCAACGGCAUCAUUCUGUACCGCAAUCUCCACUUCGCCGCCCUGCCGGAACAUCUGACCGCGGCACCCAUGCAGGAGCGGCUGCUGUAUUCGUUGCAGCACCUCACCUGCGAGCCGGCGCCGGUUGCUGCCGCUGCCGUCACCUUGCUCUACCUGCUGGAUCUGCUUGCGUACGAACAUCAUCUGGCCGCUUCGUUCGAGCUGCAGCAGGAAGGAUUCGGCGCCCAGAUGCUGCUGCGCUAUGCCGUGUUCCCGUUCGCCCUUACCCUGCUGCCCAAGUACGUGGCCGCCCAUAAGCUGUCCGAUGUGCCGCUGUGGGCCGUGGGUGUCUGCGUCGCUCUGGCGCUCGUUGGACUGUUCGUGAAGCGAGCCUCGAUGCGGAUAAAGUAUCUCUACCGUUUGAAUCCUUUGGGCGAAAAGGUUGCAUGUUUGGAAACGUAUCCCACCUUCCAGGGCCGGAGAUUGCUGGUGGCGAAAUGGUGGCGCUUCGUGCGCCAACCGAACUAUGUCGGAGACGCGCUGCAAACUGUUGCCCUGCUGCCACUGCUCUACUGGCGUUUUGCUUGGCCGCCGGUGCUAGCGGUUCUGUUCACCGUCGUUCUGCUGGUGCAUCGUGCAAAGCGGCUGAACCUGCGCAACGCCCGCAAGUACGAUUCAUCGUGGCAGCGUUACUGCAACACCGUACCGUACCUGCUCGUCCCCCGUGUCUACUAAAUGUUUGUCCCACCACCCACCCGUCUCAUCCAAGUCACAUCCAAGCUAGUGCAAAAUCUAUCCCUCCCACCUUUUACACUGUUCCCAUUUUUUGUUCGUUCUUCAACUGUACACUGUCCACUGAUUUUUGUGUACUGUGCGUCUCCCUCGAUUCGAUUGUAAAAAUGUGUGUUUUUUUUUUUUUUUGUACUUUCAUGUUUUGUCAAAUCUAAACAUUAAUUUAAUACUUUUAAAUUCUUCGGCAAUUUUGUUUGUCGAACGGCGCAUUUGCUCAAGGGCGCCUUUUAAUGGUUUUAUGUGCUGCUAGGGUAUAGAGUGUUUGUAUCUCUUUAUUUGGAGUGAAAUUAUAUCCAAUUUUAAUUUACCUUGUGGAAGUUACAUUGCAAUAAAAGCAACACAACCGUGUGCGUGUGUUAGUUAAAACGACUGCAACAUAUUAGGCAAAAUGACAGCAAUGAUGAACGUAUAGAAAAGCUUAAAGUCCCUCAGAAGUUAAACAAACAAAAAGAAUUAGGUGCGUAAUGUACGAAAAAAGAGAAAACAACAAACAAAUCAGUGAGAAAAAGACAGCGAAAAGGUCUCGGAGGGAUGAGUCUAAUAUUGAGCGGUCUUUAAAAUUUCAGAAGAAAACAACUAUUGCUAAAAAAAAUCUAAAAAAAUAUUGCUAAAAUUAUCAUUUUGUACAAAACAAAAGAAAGCAUAGAUGGUAGUGGCAAAUAAUUGUACAAAAAGCUGUGUACAAGUGCUCCCAACAUCAUCGUAAAAGUUCCAUCUCUCGCUAGAUCAAUUCACAUUGGCACAGUACGAUACGGCGAGCACACGCUCUCUUUUAAACGAAUUACACAGUUAUGUUUACAAGCCCUCAGCGUAAUACUCAGCAGAUGCCGAUAAGCAUGCAACACACCCAUGUGCAGUCCUGGCAUCUUGAAACCAAAAGUACAACAAGAAUCUACCUUGUAAAUGGAGAACACGCAGCACCUUUCGCAGAGAGAAAAGGCGUGAAUGUGUUUAAAGUAACUUUAAAUUGUCACUGAAAGGUAGAAACCGUUUACAAAAUUGUGCUCUCAGGCAGAAUGCCGCGCCGCAUCAAGCGCGCAGACGAUUUCAAUUAGGCCAUUCUAAUGAACUCUUCUUAAACCGUAAUUGGUGAGUCUUAUAGACUCCCUUUCUAACGGAAAAACAGAUACGCGGAGGGCUCAGACGUGUUGAUUUUGCCAAUAGAAGUAAACAUUAGUCUGUUAAGUGAUAGCGAUUAAUUUAGAUCGAUUGAUAAGAUAUUAAAUUUUAAAUAAAAAUGCAAGCAAAAAA
Molecule: messenger RNA, 3930 nt
Organism: Anopheles merus
Lineage: Eukaryota; Metazoa; Arthropoda; Insecta; Diptera; Culicidae
Product: lamin-B receptor-like
Exons: 3
Coding region: 550-2622 (690 amino acids)
Biological process (GO): sterol biosynthetic process
Cellular component (GO): nuclear inner membrane; endoplasmic reticulum membrane
Molecular function (GO): oxidoreductase activity, acting on the CH-CH group of donors, NAD or NADP as acceptor
Source: RefSeq, a predicted model, not a curated record